UAGGUUUCCUAGUUACCGAGAUUAUCAAAAGUCCCUAUUGUUUGGUAAUAAACCUUGACAGGAUACAAGGUGACGGAAGGAAGAGAGCCUUUAAGUGAAGUUAGUAUAUACCAGACAAUGAAAUAUAGAGAGAAGCAAAAAGAGUAAAAUCAGGGAAAGGCUAUUUCCUGACUGACUUAAUCAUUGGACUAAGGUAUUGCUAGUUUCUCCUCACUGUAAGUAAGAAAAAAAUAGGAGUGUAAUUUGGAAGGGAAAAAAAAGGAAGAUUCUCAUUCUUCAAUUGUGUAAAUAGCAACAGUUAAGCCAGUUAGGCCUAAAUACCACUAUUAAAGUGAGAUCAACAGCUCCAGAAGUGAACCAGCAGACAGAUGGCUGGACUUGAAGUGACUUUAGAAGAUAAUGAAGUAUUACUGCCUUUCCAAAGAAAACUGCUCCAUCGCUGUCCUCAGAGGCCUACAAGGAUUUAUGAAAAACUAGAUUUGAGUAACCCCAUAACUGAAUAUUCAGAAAAAUAUACCCACUUUGAAAGUAUUAAGCCUGUGCAACAUCAAUUUCAAGCAUGUGGUGACAAAAUAUCUGAAUGUCUUCCCUGUGAUACAUAUAAAGAAAAGGUUGAAGCACCUGAUGAAUACAAGUCAAAAAUGAUGGAACCUGAUUUGGCAACUACCUAUAAGCGGAAUUUUAUUUUUUAUCCAUCAAAACCUGCUGAAACAUUGUGGCCUCCAGAAAGACAACUUAUUAAAAAAGAAAAGAUGGAUACUCUUCCUACCUAUAGAGAUGAUUUCAGACCUUGGACUAUCAAGAAAAGUGAAACUGCUGAACCUCUGCCUACCGAGAAAUUUCAGAAUGGCUUAAGUCCUCAAAAACUACAUGCUGGGUCAACUUUUAAACCUUUAAACCUACUCUUUCAUUCUGCUAUUCCCUUUAAUGCUAUUACAAUCCAUAAAUCGUCAUUUGUGCCUUACCAGCUAGAACCCAAAUUUAUAAGACCAAAAGAAGUUUACAAGCCAAACAAUGAGCCCUUUGAUGAUUUAACAACUAACCGUCAUACCUACAAAGGCCUUUUUGGAGAACCUGCAAAGAGUUGUAAACCUACAAUCAUCAGAGUGGAAAAAAGUGCUCCAUUUGUGGAAAACACAGAAUUUCGGGAUAAUUUUCAGGAAAUUCCAUUGCCCAAGGUGCGAAAAUUAACAGAAGAUGUCACCUCAACAAGUAGCAUAGAGCACAGUAACAAAAACCGUCAAGAUCAUGUUUCAACUCUCAUGACUACAGGGGUUCCCAAAAAGCCAGUUUAUUCACGGAUCUCUAAGUUUCCUUUUCAAGGAAGAAGCAUCACAAAAGAGGAUUUCAAACCAUGGGACAAACCAUGUCGGCUAGAAAUGAUUAAGCCCAAAAAUCAGAUUCCUGGUCCAUCUGGGAAGUUUGACGGCUUGACCACGUUUAGAUCUCAUUACAUACCACACGAGUUAAUUCCAACACUGAAUUUCAAACCUGUACCUGUUGUCGUUCACAGCACCGAACCAUUUGAUGAUUCAACAGUAUACUCAACACAAUAUACAGCCAAGAAACAGGAGACAUGCCCAGCUUUCUAUACUUCCCCUCCAGGAUAUGCAUUUGAAAAUACCGAUUCCCAGGGUCACAAAUUAUUCCGCAAGGAUAUUCCUUCAGGGAAGGACUUUUCCCCAUCAAUUGAUAAAGUUUCCAAAUAAAUGGAUUUUGUGAAAUGCUGGGCUGAUGGACUUAUGAGAAUCAAAACAUUUUAACUAGGUGAUAAAGAGAAAAAUCUUUGGAAGAUUGUUCUUAUGAAGGAUUAAUAGUAAAAUAUUUGAACUGGACUUUUUUUUUAACCUCAGGAAAUUUGAAGAUCUAUCAAGAGAGAUCAAUAUAUCUGCUGACAGAAUUGCUUCAACAGGUCUAUGAUUAAAUUAGUAUGACUAUUCUUUUUACCAAAGCUAAUCAUAACCCUUCCAUGCCUUAGGAGACAAUUCUUCAUAAGUUGUUAAGUCCCCCCAAAAAUCAUCAACAAGUAAUCACCCUUUUAUUAAUGAGCAUUUUGGAUCCCUGGAAGGCAAGCAGGUCAUUGACUUGUACUCAUAGCCCUUCCAGCCUGGUGAUACCUACCAAAGCUUGUAAUUCACUGGCAUAGCCUCCAGAAACCCAGGAUUACCUCUUUUACUUCAGGAGGCAUUAAAAAUUGGAUACUAAAGAGCCAAAUACAAUUAACAUUGAUAUUUUUAGCCCAUUUUUCUUAACAAUACACUUAAACAAUUUUAGUAUGUGUAUUCCCAAUGUAACUUAUUAUUCUGAACAUACAAAUUGACAAUUGAUUCUCAUUCUGUGAUCUUAUAUAAUUAUCACAUUUUUAUGUGUAUAUAGCCAGGGAUCCAAUUGUUCAGUUAUUAAUUUCAUUCUGUUUAUAACAGUGUAAUAAUUCAACACAUAGUAAAUGAAACCCAGAUGAAAUUUGGUACAUAAAAUAUGAUUUCUGAUAUAAAUUAUGCUUUUAGAAAUUCAAGCAGUUCAUGAUCAUUCAUAUACUUAAGCUAAUUUAUUAAGUAUUUUUAGAUUUUUUUCCAGUUAUU
Molecule: messenger RNA, 2582 nt
Organism: Sarcophilus harrisii (Tasmanian devil)
Lineage: Eukaryota; Metazoa; Chordata; Mammalia; Dasyuromorphia; Dasyuridae
Gene: SAXO2
Product: stabilizer of axonemal microtubules 2
Exons: 4
Coding region: 369-1709 (446 amino acids)
Biological process (GO): microtubule anchoring
Cellular component (GO): ciliary basal body; cytoskeleton; sperm flagellum
Molecular function (GO): microtubule binding
Source: RefSeq, a predicted model, not a curated record